UGAGGAGGUGACAUGUUUAGAGUUUACACUUGCGAAAACAAAUGAUGUUGAAUGCCAGAUGGCUUAGAUAUUUGAUGGUUUAGUCAAUGCAUGUUUAUGCUCUCAUAUAUAUAGGCUACUUUAGAUUUAACCGGGAUUUCGUGUAAACAGUGAAGCACAGCGACAGCGCGAUGGACAAUGGAUUAUGCAUGCCUGCAAAAGUCCAAGAAGAUCAUUUAAGCACAAUCAGAGAUGUGUUUGCCUCUGAAAGCCCAGAGGGAAUACCCCAUCGGCUUAUGUCUCUUUUGGAGGUGUUUGACCGUUUUAAGGUAGAUAUUGCUGUGACUGGAGAGUCUGGUGCAGGAAAGUCUUCUCUAAUCAAUGCAUUUCUUGGACUGAAACCUGAUGACAAAGGGGCUGCUCAAACUGGAGCUAUAGAAACCACAAAACAAGCAACUAUGUAUCAGCAACCAAAUCUGCCCCACAUCAGGCUGUGGGAUCUUCCAGGAAUGGGAACCCCUUCCUUUGAAUCCAAGAGUUAUGUAAAGAUGAUGAACUUUGACCUUUAUGACAUGUUUAUGGUCGUGAUCUCAGAGAGGGUUCGAGAAAACAACAUGCUCUUGGUUGAUGAAAUUGAAAAACGGAAGAAGCCGUUUUAUUUUAUUAGAACCAAAAUCGAUAACGAUGUGCGGUCCCAGCGAAGGAAAAGCAAUUUUUCAGAAAUACAAGCAUUGGAACAAAUGAGACAAGACUGUGAGAAAUAUCUGAAGGAGAAGAAACUGGACCCUCAUAUAUUCCUAGUUUCAACCCAUGACACGCACAAUUAUGAGUUUCAGAAGUUCAUUAGCACCUUUAAAGAUGAGGUUUUCAAAAUUAGAGCUGAAGAAUUUUCAGGUUUUCUGGACAAGAUGCUUCAUGGUGGAUGGCUAAAGGCAAGAUAUGCUAUACAGCACGUCCAGCAGACUGAGAAACUUGAAACAGAAGACAUCACAAAAUUGCAGAAUAUGUACAAGAGCACAGGCUUUGGAGCUGCAAAAGUCAGUGCUGUACUGGAGGCUUUGAGUCACUUUCAGCUUGAUGUUGCCGUUUUGGGUGAGACGGGAUCUGGAGUGUCCACUUUGGUAAAUGCAUUGGUUGGUCUGGAGAAUGAAGAGAGCGGUGGAGCAGCAGCAUCCAUCAGCAACCCAGCACUGAGUCCUGGAUACCCAGAUGUCCGGUUCUGGGACGUAUCUGGCAUAGAGGCUGUCAUGGAUUGCUCAAUGUUUGAACUGAUACAAGCCAUGAAAUGUUACGACUUUUACAUCAUCAUUGUUUCAGACUGGGAGAAAGCACGGCAUGUAAAACUCACCAAGGAAGUUGAAAAAUUAAGGAAGCAUUGCCUCUUGGUUCAGACUAAAGUCGACUCUUGUUUACAGACUCAGGAAGAUUUAUGCUGUGAGGAGACUGAGAUACUGGAUGGGCUUCGGGCACAAUAUACACAAGAGCUUCAGAGGGAAAAACUGUCAGAACAGCAGAUGUUUCUCAUCAACAGCUUCGACAGAAGUGCAUUUGAUUUUGUAGGUUUGGAGAGUGCACUGUCCAGUGACCUCAACACUGUCAGGACAAGUGCUUUUGCAUAUUAUAUUUCCAGAAUAGUAAAGGAAAAUUUGUAAAAAUAUCAGAGAAAUAUGUUAGAUAGUUAAACAUUAAGAAUGAAUGUUUUUGAAAGAGGAACUGUAUUUUAUGCUCACCAAGGCUACACUAAUUAAAAAAUACAAUUAAUAAUAAUAUGGUAAAAUGUU
This is a messenger RNA of Danio aesculapii, 1760 nucleotides long. It is a transcript of the gene irgq1, whose product is annotated as immunity-related GTPase family, q1. The coding region runs from base 171 to 1631 and encodes 486 amino acids. Gene Ontology annotation, molecular function: GTP binding. The transcript is spliced from 3 exons. Gene Ontology annotation, cellular component: membrane. The record is from RefSeq and is a predicted model, not a curated record. Lineage: Eukaryota; Metazoa; Chordata; Actinopteri; Cypriniformes; Danionidae.